GUGUGUGUGUUUGGCACCACUUUUUUCUGCUCAAAACGUGGAUUACUUCAUAUAAACGCCGUUUUGCUCUUUUCCAUGUUGUUUGGAUGAAUGAAAAAGCAAUUUUGUGAAACGCGUUUUUGUCUCCAAAACUCAGUUUUCAUGAAGUUGAGAUUCAUAGCUUCUACGGCUGAUCAAAACCACGUUUCAACCUUUAAUUUCUCAAGGGACAGAUUUUGUGGUUAAUCUCAUUACUCAUGGUAGAUGUGUUGGUUGGGUGAAUUUAUUCCUUCAGCUUUCCCCCUAUAUAUGAUGCUUAUGAGCUACUUGUGAGAAUCAUUUCAUUGUUCUGCCAAGGCCUAAAGUAUUAUGGACUCACUUAAGAGGAAAGUUUCUGCUAACCCCCCAUCAACUAACAAUGAGGGUCAAAGUACCAAAGCUAGUUGGAGGGAUAUUAAAGCCACUGAGUACUUUGUGAAGGCAUGUUUGGAUCAAGUUACCAAGCGUCAACGAAAUGGUACUUGUUUUACCAAGAAAGGAUGGCAAGGUAUUGUUUCCCAAUUUCAUGAACAAAGUGGACUGAAUUAUGACAAGGUACAAUUGAAGAAUAGGUAUGAUAGCUUGAGAAAGGAAUGGAAAGUAUGGUAUAACUUGUUUGGAAAAGUUACCGAAUUAGGAUGGAAUUUUGAGAAGAACAUCGUUUAUGCAUCCGAUGAGUGGUGGGAGAAGAAAGAAUUGGAAAAUCCUCAAUAUGCAAAGUUUAGAGACAAGGGACUUCCACUUGCUCACCAACUAACCACACUUUUCAAGGAUGUAGUGGCUAAUGGAGAGCAUGCUUGGGCACCAUCAAGUGGUGUAUUACCUAAUGAGAACUUGGGUAAUGAUGAUAUUGAUGUUGGCUUGGAUGAUGCAGAAGGUUCAGGUGAUAGUGAAGAUGCAAGCAUUGGAGCAGCAACUGGUUUUGGAAAUAUUAACUUGAAUACAUCACAAGGAGCUGUUAGUCAAAGUAGUGGACAAAUGAGAAAGAGAGUUAUUAGGGCUGAACAGAAAGGAAAGAAAAAAGCUACUCCUUCAACUUCAAUAGUUGAGGCUGUUAAUGUGAUUGCGGAGACUUGCAAGUCGUGGAAUGAGGCUAUAAGUAAUGCAUCUAUUGGUGAAGUGAUGGCUGAGAUUCAAACCAUGGAUGCAGUUACUUCUGAUUUAGAGUUUCAUACAAUGUGUUGUAACCUAAUGCUGUUUAAGCCAGCUAGGGAGAUGUUUGUAUCAUUGCGGGGUUUUGAGGAAAGAAGGCUGACUUGGCUCAAAUUUGCAUCAUUCAACCCUACUAUGUUUAUGAAGUAUUAAUUUGGCUCAAGAAUUGGCUAAGUGAUGUCCCUUGGACUUAGUUUAUGCUUUCGGACUUAGUU
Molecule: messenger RNA, 1385 nt
Organism: Medicago truncatula (barrel medic)
Lineage: Eukaryota; Viridiplantae; Streptophyta; Magnoliopsida; Fabales; Fabaceae
Product: L10-interacting MYB domain-containing protein-like
Exons: 4
Coding region: 349-1323 (324 amino acids)
Source: RefSeq, a predicted model, not a curated record